This is a messenger RNA of Hyaloperonospora brassicae, 3264 nucleotides long. Lineage: Eukaryota; Oomycota; Peronosporomycetes; Peronosporales; Peronosporaceae. The record is from the annotation of a GenBank genome assembly.
AUGCUCCGCCGAAGAACCGGCGGCGGCGCGCAGUUCAAGCCGUUCGUGCUGCCGGUAAAGACCACGUCUGUGCAUCCUCAUGCACACCACGACACAGAAACGAAUGGAGACGAUGCAAGUAAAACAGGUACCCGCGAGGCGCUGAGUAGCCGCAGCUCGUCGCUGUCCGUCAAGCGGCUUCCGUUUCUGUCGUUUCUAGUGAUGGAGCCCGAGCGACGUGCGCAACAGGUGCGAUGUCCGUUCAAAUCUCCAUGUGGAAAUGACAGUAUAUCGCAGGAGAGUCGUCGCCUACUGCAUGUCAAGACGCUGGGAAUGCGACGUCGCUGGGGCCCUGCUGUUUUUAAGCCAAUGGCGCGUCACGAUUUGCCGCCCGUGGAAGUAGAAGUAGACGCAAUCGAGACGCCUGUUGAAGAGGAGCUACAGGUGUGUGCAAUCGAGGAACCUGGUGACGCUGCUGCUAAGGUAUCUGAUGCUCCGCCACCACUGGUGUUGUGGCAGAGCGAGACUGACCCAGAGAUGAAAGUGGUGGUACCUGAGAUUGUGGGCAAGUUCCUACGUCCCCAUCAGCGGGAGGGUGUGCAGUUCAUGUUUGAUUGUGUGUGCCAAAUCAAGGGGUUUGACGGUCAAGGUUGUAUCCUGGCUGACGACAUGGGUUUAGGCAAAACACUACAGAGCAUCGCGUUGAUGUAUACGCUGUUGACGACGGGCAUGACCAUGCAGCCGACGCUGAGCCGAGCAAUUGUAGUGUGCCCAACAUCUCUGGUGAAGAACUGGGACGACGAGAUUGUCAAGUGGCUGCAUGGGCGCGUAAAAACUGUGGCUCUGUAUGAAGCGAAGCGUGAAACAGUGAUCAAAGGUAUCAGUCAAUUUAUCGAAGGAAGCAAGAGGCCGCGACCCGGGUUCUCAGCACAGGUGCUUAUCAUUUCAUACGAGACGUUCCGGAUGCACGCUCAGAAGUUUGCAGAUACGCCAGCCUGUUGCGGGCUGCUGAUUUGCGAUGAAGCUCAUCGACUGAAGAACGCUAAUUCUCAGAUCAACAAAGCGUUGUCUUCGUUAUCAUGCCGCAGGCGGGUGCUUCUUUCCGGCACGCCAAUGCAAAAUGAUUUGGAAGAGUUUUUUGCGAUGGUAGAUUUCACGAACCCCAACAUAUUGGGCACACCAAGUGAGUUUCGAAAGAAUUAUCUAGGGCCGAUCUUAGUUGGACGGGAACCGGAUUCUACGGAUCGUGAGCGAGGAGUGGCGCAGUCUUGCUCUGCAAUGCUAUGUGAAAUUGUCAAUCAGUUUAUUCUACGUCGAGGCAAUAUUCUGAACGCAAAACAUCUGCCGCCGAAGCUAAUGCAGGUAAUUUGCUGCCCGCUCUCGCCGUUGCAGGAACAGCUUUAUACGCACUUUCUGUCCUCAAGUGCAUGUCGUGAUAUGAUGAAGCGCCAGAGUGUCAAUGUCUUGUCAUCGAUUACCGCGUUGAAAAAGUUGUGCAACCACCCUUUGCUGAUCUUUGACGAAAUGGGAAAGACUAAUACUAAGCUUCCUGGAUUCGGCAACUGUGCGCAAUACUUCGCGGCAGCAAAGGAAUCUAUAAAUAAUGGAGGAGAUAAUGGUCGACAUCGCCGGGGAGGCUUUGGAAGUCGCACGUGCUAUCCAGAGUGGUCUGGGAAGAUGCUUCUGCUUGAUCGUUUGAUGUCUUCGAUGAGGAAGACAACGACGGACCGUAUCGUGAUUGUGUCGAACUACACGCAGACGUUGGAUGUUGUAUCGACCCUUUGCCAGGAGCGUCACUUGCCGUUUGUUCGUUUGGACGGAAGUACCUCUGCUAAAAAGCGAAAGAAACUAGUUGACACAUUUAAUGACCCGUCCACCAAUUCGUUUGCGUUUCUGCUGUCAAGCAAAGCCGGCGGAUGUGGGUUGAAUUUGAUCGGCGCGAAUCGUUUGGUUCUUUUUGAUCCGGAUUGGAAUCCUGCAACCGACAAGCAAGCCGCAGCUCGUGUGUGGCGCGAAGGGCAGAAAAAGAUGUGUUACGUGUACCGAUUCUUGGCGACAGGUACACUCGAGGAGAAGAUUUUCCAACGGCAGCUUUCGAAAGAGGGUCUUCAGAAUAUCGUCGAUGACAAAGAGGAGGUCAAUUCGCUCUCAUCGAAGGAUCUUAAGCGAUUAUUUGUGUUCCGCAAAGACACUAUGUCUGAUACCCAUGAUCAGUUAAGAUGUGAUCGCUGCCAAUGGCGUGAUGCCGACAAUGAUGGUGUUCAGGGCACUUCAUCUGUAGUAACUAUUGUUGAUGACAACGAUGAGAGCGAAAAGGCGGAUGAAAGCGAAGCUGCACCGGAAAAAGACUCGACGGGUGAUGAAGACAAUUCGAACGACAUAGUCAAGGGCUAUCAUGCGCAAAUUGGCAUGCCGCCAGAAGAGGACCUGAACAGUUGGGGUCACCACCGUUCGUAUGCUUCGGUCGACGAUGAAGUGAUGCAAGCGGCUCUUCAGCAAGUGCGAGACGACUUGGUGAGUUUUGCUUUCAGCUGCCGCAUUGACUGGGAGUUGCUUCAGGAGCACCAAGCCGAGAAUGGAGAAAAGGAAAUGCUACGUGACGAGGAGCGCAAGCGUAAGCGCUUGGAAAUUAUCGAAGCCACGAACAACGAGUCUGCGAAGGAAAAAAACAGGCUCAUGCGCUCUACGCCAAAGAAAAAGUCGAUUAUCGAUGAAUCGGACGGAUCGGAAAGCGAGUACUCAAGCCACGGCGAGGAAGGUGGAGAAGACGACGAAGUCCUAGGCGAGAGUGAAUCGGGAAGCGAAGAUGAAGGCGCGUAUGUUGUAGCCCCUAGACGAAGCUCUUCGAGAAUGGAAGUCGACAUUCCGUGUACGUCAAAACCAAGACCGCAUCAGCGUGCAGCGCUGACUACGUCACUAGAUGCAUCGUCUCACCCGGCCCCCGUCCAAUCUGUGCAUCCAGAGCUGAAGAGAAAAGUGUCAGUUGCAUCCGAGGUGGAUGCAGGCCCACGGUCCCCAAAGAAACUGAAAGUAUGUGAAUUCUCGGACUCCGCUGACGAGGAUGCUUUCGUCGAAGAUGUCCUGCAAGACCGGCGCUCAGUGCGUCGUCGGGCCGCACAUACGCUGGACGAGUACAAAGAAAGUGGCGUUCAGUCUGCGUGGAGCUGUUCGCGGUGCACGUUGAUUAACCCAGCAAGCAGCCUCAACUGCUCAAGCUGUGGCCUUCGCUAUCGGCGGUCUCGUCCUCAGAUAAUUGACCUGGGCGACGAGAAUGAUGAAGAGUAA